ACAGCACAGCCACCAUGAAGUUUGUAAUCCUCGCCGCUCUGGCCGCCGUGGCCGCCGCCGUCCCCCAGGGCUACGGCGCCCCCCCACCUCGCUACGGCUCCAGCGAGGAGAUCGCCAUCUUGAGGGACGACCGCGUGAUCGAGGACGACGGAAGGUACAACUUCGACAUGGAGACUGCCAACGGCAUCGAGGUGUCAGAGCACGGCACUCCCGGAGAGAAGGGAGCCAUCAACAGCGCCGGAUCCUUCUCCUACACCGCCCCCGACGGCACCCCCAUCAGCCUGCAGUUCGUGGCCGACGCCAACGGCUUCCAGCCUCAGGGCGCUCACCUGCCCGUGGCUCCUGAGUUCCCCCACCCAAUCCCUCAGUUCGUCCUCGACCAGAUCGCCUUCGCCGCCCAGGAGGACGCCCGCAGGCCCAGUGAGCCCUCCAGCAGAUACGGCGCCCCUUAAUAAGCUUGAUGCUGAACCACUCUAUCGAAUGUUGCAAGUCGUCUGAUGUUACCGAAAACCAAAACAGUCUGCGUUUUGUUUGAUUGUUUAUUUAUAUUUAUAAGUAUAUGAAUAAAUAAAACGAAUCUU
This is a messenger RNA of Penaeus chinensis, 581 nucleotides long. Its product is annotated as cuticle protein CP14.6-like. Gene Ontology annotation, molecular function: structural constituent of chitin-based larval cuticle. Gene Ontology annotation, cellular component: chitin-based extracellular matrix. The record is from RefSeq and is a predicted model, not a curated record. The transcript has 3 exons. Bases 15 to 452 code for a protein of 145 amino acids. NCBI's taxonomy places the organism in Eukaryota, Metazoa, Arthropoda, Malacostraca, Decapoda, Penaeidae.